This is a messenger RNA of Salvia hispanica, 899 nucleotides long. RefSeq lists its product as uncharacterized. The record is from RefSeq and is a predicted model, not a curated record. Lineage: Eukaryota; Viridiplantae; Streptophyta; Magnoliopsida; Lamiales; Lamiaceae.
CACAUUGAGAGAGAGAAAAAAAAAGAAAGAGAAGUGGUGUCAAAUGGAGAAAGCAGCACCAAAUAACAAGAAGCUCAAAAACAAGAUUCUGAAGCUUCUUCCAAAGGCGAUCUCCUUCAGCCCGCGGCGUGACACCCGGCCCGAGAGGCCCAAAACCCACCACAACAAAGCCUUCUCCGGCCCGAUCAUCCCGGCCGAGGCCCGUCGCAAGCUCAGGAGCUUCGAGACGUUCACGCACGAGCCGACUUCUCCGAAGGUCACGUGCACGGGGCGGGUCAAGCACAAGGGCAGGAUUUCCGAGAAGACGAAGAAGAAGCAGGUUUCUGUACCGAAAGAGUUGAAGCCCGUUUCUGAUCUCCCGCAGGCCGUGAAGAAGGCCAAGAAGAAGAAGAAGAAGGCGGGGAUGAUAAAGAAGUUUUUGAGGGGAGAGAGGAAGUGCGUUGAGGUUGAGCCCGAGGGUGGGAGCGCGCCGAGCCUGUGCCAUAUGAGGAAAUUCGCGAGCAGCCGCGACACGUUUGCGAAUUUCGAUUGGGCGACGGCGGCGCAGAUUGCGCCGGAGGAUUGCUGCGAUGGAGAGAGGGCGUAUAGCGAUGGUGACUAUGAUGAUGACGACGAGUGCGGCGUACCUUUCUCGGCGCCAAUAUUGAGCGGCGGCGAAUUGGAGCCGAAGAAGGAGAUUAAUUUGUGGAAGAGAAGGACCAUGGCUCAGCCUAGGAGUCUUGAGUUGGAUUUGGAUGAAUAGAUCAAAUUAAUUAGGAUAAAUUAUGCAAUUCUCUUUUUCUUUUUCUUAAUGAUGAUAUUUGAUUUUGUUGUUGUAGGUUCAUUUAAAAGUUUGUACUAUAAUUAUGUUGUACAUAUGGGUAGAUAUAUUUUUUGAAACUAUACUUUUUUGGUUUGAA